Messenger RNA from Bradysia coprophila, 2044 nucleotides. RefSeq lists its product as uncharacterized. The record is from RefSeq and is a predicted model, not a curated record. Lineage: Eukaryota; Metazoa; Arthropoda; Insecta; Diptera; Sciaridae.
ACAAAUGGGUUAUUGUUUAGCUUGUAUCCCUACUACCAUCGAUACUAGAUACCGAUGUUUGAAGCAUGGAAAAACUGUUGAGUCGUCUCAUUAUUACUUUGCAAUUAUUCGUGUGUAGAGUUCAGAUUUUUAAUCUCUGUGACAUUGCUGUUAGCCGAAAAUUUGUUGCAAAAAGUGUAAUUACUUGAACCACGGAAAUACUAUUCAUUUGAUAUGAGAACAACGUGGAAAAAUCAUCGUAUAAUGGAUUUACUACUCGUCGCAGCUCUAUUAUCUGGCUGCAUUCUAGGCACUUCCAGUGAGGACAUUAAACGCUCCGUCGAUGUGCAAAAUAUUUUCAACCAUUUCGACGCUUUGAUAAAGUUGAAAAGCACCGUACCAACUGUAUCAGAUGCUGUAUGUGUAACGUCCGUUGAUGAGUUAAAUGAAAUCGAAAAUGCCUUUGUUCCCGACUAUGACCCCGAGACUGUUUUACGAGACGCUGAGAUCAGCAUUAAAAUUUCGCCGGAUUGCGCUAAGCUGGACAGAGUGAAAUCGGAAAUUAUAAAACUCAGAAAUGAUUUCGGAAUAGUGAUCGCUCAACCAAUAUCGUCUCAAAUCUACAGAACGCUGAAAACGAGUUUCGAAUCAAAGAUUAUACAAUUCGUUGGCUCUCUGGAAAUUGCGAAGAAAAUGGAGUCUGGCGAUCGGUUGGAUAUGGUGGUCCGGUUUCAAAAUGAAUUUCAACCACAGCAAAAUCGAAUCUCCGAGGUCCUAACCAAAUUGGAGACCGAACAAAAGCGAUCGAAUGAUGCCAAUGUUCAAACUGCAAUUGAGCACUUACAACGUGGAAAGUUGGAUGAAGCUGUAGCUGCGUUCGCCAUUGUUACGGAUCAUGAAGCGCAUGUCGAACGAGCUGUGAUGGCUGUAUACGGAAACGAAGACGAUUUCCCAAAUAUUUGCCGAUUCAUUGUGCGAUUGCCAAAGCUCAGCAGAGAAAAUGGCUACAAAGUCGUUCGCGAUCAAUUGAAAAAAGAUAAUCGAAUGGUGGAUCGCCACAUCUGGGUUUUGGCUGCUGAAGUAAGUCGUAUACAAGAAAAAGACCGUGGCAUACUCAACGAUGUGUUCGUCCAUAUCAAAACCAUGGUUCAAAAUGACGAUUUUGAUAGUAUCGCUGUAAUUUUAAACAAAACAGGCGUAUGGAAGCAAUGAAGCAUUUUAUUCCGACUCUCGUACAAAUCAUUUACGAAGGUGCUGAGACAGGCGGCGUCGAAAAGUUCCUAACCUUUUUGAAGAAAAUAACAUCCGUUGGUCAUAAACUUAAUCUGAUCAACGAACUGGUUUUAAUGCUAAAAUCAACGGGCCGCAUGCGCGGGCAAGACAUGUCCAUGAUUAUAUUUGAAAUCAUCAGAUUGCGUCAUGUGAAGUCGUCAGACAAUAAAGUUUGGCAAAAAACCGUCGAAAAGAAUCUACCCGUAGAGCUCCGAGAUCUGAUUUACGAUUCCCUAUGUAUCAAAAAUGCCGAGAAUAAUGAAUAUCUGUUCGCCGGUAAGCCAGCCAAUAUAAAUCAACGCCAUGUACAUACCUCAAGAACGCGAACGAACGAGGCAUUUUAUUGGAACGUUUACUUCACCAAGAAUGGCACGAAAAUUCUUAUCAGAAGCAGCAAGUAUGGCGACUCAGUUUUCUUGAUCGAUGAAGGGAGUCGCGAUGAUGAACAUGUUCUCCGAGCUUCGAUAACCAGUACGCUAGCUGGCGACAAAACAGCCGAAUUUAACUUGGAGAUGCUGGGUAAUGGCGAGUUUUUGAUUGUUAACAAAUACUUUGAGCAAUUGUUGUAUUCACCUUUCGAUAACGAGCCGAGUGAAGGCAACACUCGACCAGUUUUCUCGAAGAAAUAUGAUCCUAACAACAUUGAUUUGGAUUCUAAAUGGAUAAUUAGUGUGUGUAGAGUUCCUGUUCACUAUCAGUUCUAGUCUAUCGUCUCCAUAAGUGUAAUAGUUUUUUAUACGUAACUGAUCAUUGCAAACGAAAUUAAAAUUUAAAAUGAAAUAAGGAAUAAAAA